AUGAAAAUGAGAACUCUAUUGACUAUUAUUUAUAUAUAUUAUCCACUCCUUCACCUGCUACUCAUUAUUUCAAAAUGGGCGGUGUAUGGAAAGGAGAAAAAGGAGCAAAUCAAGCGUUUCGCUGAGUCUUAUUUAAAGGACUGUAUCAAUGACGCUACGAACCCCCCUCCAUAUUUGACCACUAAGUUUGCUGAAGUGUUUGUGGAGCUAAUGAAGCGAUCGUGGCCUCAAUACUGGCCCAAAGCCUAUGAGCUGAUUAAGCAGGCGAUGCGGUCCAGUAUUAGGCAGUUCCAGACCGGAGAGAUGAUUUUCACAAUUCUUCUGCAAGAAAUUAGCGACAAGGAGGAGAACAGUCGUCUGUCGAUCGAGCGUCGGAAGGACUUGAUCCAGCAAUUCAACUACAACGGCGAUGACUUCAUCAAAUUCAUUCUGUUCACGCUCGACAGCUACAUCAAGAAGAUGGCAGACAGCGAGCAGCAGAAGUACCUCAUCCAAAACACGAUCGAUUUGUUCACUGCUAUGAUUCCUUGCAUCCCUGAGAAGAUGAUUCGGAGCAACAUUGACAGCAUUUACAUGAUGAUGGAUCCGGUCUCCACGGAUCGCGACGUCUUCCAGCACGUCGUGAACUUUUUGUGCAGCUUGGCCGGCGUUCAAUACACGGCAAACAACCGGGACUUCGCAAUCAGCGUGCUGAAGCGCCUCCUGGAAGUGUCCAAGAUCCUCCCCAACUUCUUCGAUCAGAUGGGCGAUGCAGACCUCUACAAGCAGUUCUACUAG
Messenger RNA from Blastocystis hominis, 777 nucleotides. RefSeq lists its product as hypothetical. The record is from RefSeq and is a predicted model, not a curated record. The coding region runs from base 1 to 777 and encodes 258 amino acids. Lineage: Eukaryota; Bigyra; Opalinata; Blastocystidae. The transcript is spliced from 5 exons.